GUUGAUCGUGACAAACCGCUGAGUAACACGCAAGUUGAAGUGAUGCAUCUUAAAACAUUUCCAUAGUUUAAACAAAAAUAAUAUAAAUAAAAAAGCUUUUCUUGUGAUAAAAGCUUUAAAAUAAUUCAAAGAUUAACAAUCUUGUUAUUUUCCUAAAUUACAUGAGAUUAAAAACCAAUUUUAUUCGUUUUCUUUCUCUUCAUUCAGAAAGUAUCUGGAAUUUCCAAAUGAAGUAGAAAACUAGGGAGAUAAGUGUCACACCGGUAGAAAAUAAAAAACAAAACAAAAACCAAUAAAACUGUGCUAUCGAAAAUUUUUGUUUAGAGACGAAUUUUUGUUUAUAAAGUUUAACCUUGACUAAGCUAUUGAUUCAUUCGGAUUUGGUCUUUUAGACAGAAAACUGCUAACGAACUUUGAGUCCGCCCAUCAGAAAGUCUUAUCAGUCGAUUAGGUUAGAUUUUGUUAUAGGUACAUGAUGUUUGUAUUCAAGUAAUGUUUAAGUGUGUGAGUGAUUAAGUAAAAAAUGACCAAAAAACUAUAUGCAAGUGAAAUGAACAUACCACAUCAAUCUGAUAGUGGUAACUCAUCACAUAAUCAUCAUCACAAUCAUAAAAUGUCAAAUCCCGAACUUUGUGCAACUAUCAAUAUAGAAAAUGUUAUAAAAAUCAAUCAAGAUGGAACUCUACAAUCAACAACAAAAGUAAAUGAAAUCAAUAAUAAACAAUCAUCAUCCCUUGAAUCACCUACCCCAUCGUUACGCAGUACAAGUAUAUCAAUUUCAUCGAUAGAAUCCGAUGCGUUAUCAAGUAUUAUCGAUUCCGAUGUCGAUGAGUAUGAGGAUACCAAAACUGGGUGUAUGUUGAAAAAACUCGGUCAACAAACUGCAAAUCCCCCGCCACUUGAUAUCAAUCAAGUACUAAAUAAAAAUUCUGAAAUUGGUGUACUGAUAAGUCAACAAAUUGAACGUGAUGUUGUUGGUAGUUCGACAUCGACGUCGAAUGGUCCUCAAGUUGCUAGUUUAUCGAUAGAUAAUUCAACAGAUGUGACGUUUGGUAGUAAAAGAUAUUUACAUGGACCUGUUACAAUUCAGCAGAUAUUGGUUGAAAAACCGAAUGGACAAAAUUUUGGAAGAACUAAUCCGGCGUUUGAAUGUUCUAAUGGCCGAACGGAUAAUAAUAACAAGCCGAGAAUACCAUCAGAAUGUGAAACACUAAGAGACAAUGCCCCACCAUCGUCGCAAUUUCAUAAGAAAUUUCUUAAUAAUAAGGUUGCAAUAAUAACUGCAAUAAUUGUUAUCUUAACAACUCUUAUUGGAGUAAUUCUUAUAUCAGUAACAUUUUACUUUAUUUAUAACAAUGUCCCAGAAAGUGAAAUUCAAGAAUAUUCAGGAAUGAUAUCGAGAGAUGAUUGGGUUGCACAACCUCCUAAUCUGCCAUUGGAUGAUUUGGAAACUCCUGUGUCUCGAGUAAUUAUCGCUCAUACAUCAACACAAAAUUGCUCAACAAAGGCAAUGUGUAUUUUUCGCACAAGAUUCAUUCAAACUUUCAAUAUGGAGUCGAGAUCGUACGAUGACAUACGGUAUAAUUUCCUAGUUGGUGGAGAUGGAAAUGUCUAUGUUGGACGGGGUUGGAAUAAAGUUGGUGCUCAUACAAAAGGCUAUAAUGAUCAUAGUAUAGGCAUUGCAUUAAUUGGAACUUUUAAUAAAUGGACUCCUCCUGAAAACCAGUUAAAUGCUACAAAAUGGCUACUUAACGAAGGUGUAAGACUGAAUAAACUUGUUCCAGAUUAUAAAGUCUAUGGAAGUAGACAAUUGGACUUUUCUGAUGGUCCUGGCGAAGCGUUGUAUAAUAUAAUAACAAAAUGGCCAAAUUGGUCAGAUGUAUCAAAUAAUGUAUUCGCGAUAUGUAUUAUUUGUAUUGUUGAAAAAAUGAAUUUCAAAGAUGACAAAGUUGAUAAUCAAUCCGAUAAUAGUGCCGCAUCAGCAGAUUCGGGAGUGAUUUUCAAUGACAGAUUAAUGUCCGGCGGUGGCGGUGAUAAAACUCAUUGCAAUAUCGAUAUUAGUACACGUGUUGAAUGUGAUAAAAAUUCAAAUGCAAAAAAUUCCACAAUAAACAUUGAAAAUAUUAUAAAUUUUGCUAAAAAUGUUAGUCCGACGAAUAAGGAAUCAACAGCGAAAAAAGCCACGCCUUCGUCUUUAUCGUCGUCGUCGUGUUCGGCGGCAUCUUCCCUCCGUAGUACACGUAUAUCGAUAACAUCGAUACAUUCAGAUGCAUCGUCGAGUGUUAUCGAUUCAGAUUGUGAUGUUGAUGAUUUCGAGGAUUCAAAUAGAAACUUUACAAUUACAAAACUUGGAAAUCAAACAUCAUGUUUGCCGGGAGAUGGUAAAAGUAUACCAAAUAUUGGAAACAAUGAUGGAUUGGUGUUGCUACAACAGCGUGUUGAAAUGGAACACAAUGGAAUGGAUAUUUUAGCUAUGGCAUCGUCACCAAUUACCACUGGCAAUGCUCAAAUGGCAUUUACUAAUUCAUCAGAUAUUACAAUUGGCCAAAGAAACUAUUAUCAAGGACCAGUGACGAUACAACAGUUUUUGAUCGAAAAUCGAAACCAGGAAGGUAUUUGUCUUCAGGGAAAUGAUAAUCCUGGUUUUGAGAAUGACAGUUCGAAUGUUGAUAAAAAACUGUCAAACGAUCAGAAAAAUGAUGAAAACCUAUCUCCAAGCCAGCCAUAUAAAUUUAUUUUUAACCGCAAAGCCGUUGUUAUAACAGCAAUAAUAAUAACUCUAACAAUUUUGAUUGGAGGCAUUUUCGCAACCUCAAGUUUUAUGAUGAAACGUUCAAGUAAGCAAGACGAGGAUGAUGAAGAAAAUAGAAAACAUAUUCCAGUUAAUAAUACAAUAGGAAAGGACAAUUUUGGUGGAGGAUCGGUAUUACGACUUGUACCUAGAGACGAAUGGCUUGCAAGGCCUGAAUCGGAAGAACUAACAAAGCUUAACUUGCCAGUUCACCGAGUAAUUAUUGCGCACACUGCAACAGAUGGUUGUUCUAACCAGGCUGCAUGUUCCUAUCGAACUCAAAGAAUCCAAGAAUUUCACAUGGACUCUAAAGAAUAUAGCGAUAUAGCCUAUAAUUUUCUAGUUGGUGGAGAUGGAGCUGUAUACGAAGGUCGUGGUUGGGAUGCCCAAGGUGCACAUACAAAAGGAUUCAAUGUGGAUAGCAUUUGUAUUGCUUUUAUUGGAACAUUUAUAAAAACCGUUCCUUCCGAAGGUCAACUUAAUGCAGCCAAAUUGAUUAUAGCCGAAGGUGUAAGACUGAAAAAGCUUGUGGAGGAUUAUCGGUUGUAUGGUGCUAGACAAUUAAUUGGAACAGAAAGUCCGGGGAAGGCUUUAUAUGAAAUAAUACAAAAAUGGCCACAUUGGUCAGGAAAACCUAUGUAAUUUAAAAAAUAAAUUUUAAAACAAUUUUUAACUACUUAUUAAAUAAAUAUGUUUAAGUUGUAAUAUGUAAAUAUUUUUAGUUUAAGAAUACAAUUAAUUACUAAAAUAUUUAAUAUUAAACUAAAGAAAAUUAGUUUUUUUGUGAUACAUAUUGUGUUAGAAUAUUAGAUGUUAAGAAAUGUUAUUGAAAUAAUAAAACAAAACAAAUAA
Molecule: messenger RNA, 3643 nt
Organism: Episyrphus balteatus (marmalade hoverfly)
Lineage: Eukaryota; Metazoa; Arthropoda; Insecta; Diptera; Syrphidae
Product: peptidoglycan-recognition protein LC-like
Exons: 8
Coding region: 524-3433 (969 amino acids)
Biological process (GO): peptidoglycan catabolic process
Molecular function (GO): zinc ion binding; N-acetylmuramoyl-L-alanine amidase activity
Source: RefSeq, a predicted model, not a curated record